AUGGCCACAUUUCAUGAAUCUUCGUCAAAUUCUGUCACUACGCGCCGUAGCGCGGUGGACGCAGCAGAGCGACCCGCCGCGAUCCUCAACGCGCGGCUUUGUCAGCAAGUUUUCCGCGCGAAGGGCCUGACGCAGGAGGAUUACGUAAAGCUGGCCGCAGCGAGGCGGCUACGUGGGAAUCAUGCCGCUGUCACCAGCGACGGAGGCGCUACAGCCGCCAUUGCGACCGUGACGGACUCUGAUUACGAGUCGGGAACGGUAGCCGCAAACUCCGAUGGCUCCGCUGCCGCCGCCGCUUCACGUUUGCUUCUACAACAGCGCCGCCAUUCCGUCGAGGCGUGCUUCCGCACCAUUAAGUUCCAGCCGCGGAUGUCGCUGCUCUCCGCGACGACGACCGCCGAGGCUUCCGCCGCCGCCGCUGCUGCCGCUGCUGACGAAGACAGGAUCGAGGAGACAGACGCGGAAUCCCCCAGGAGCAGCAACGGUGACUUUAUUGUUACAAGCACUGCUGCAAGUACUAAUAGCCUCAGCUGCCUGCUCGACAAGCUACCCGACGAUGUUUUAAUCAAUAUCCUCGCCGCGCUUGGCUCCGCGCGACAUGUGGCAGCGGCCGGCGCGGUCUGCCGUCGAUGGCACCGCCUCGUGCCGCUCGUCCCCUCCCUCACCUUCGCCCGCCUCUCGCUCCCUCCUGCGAAAAUCGAAGAGGUGGUAUCGCGUAUGGUGAUGCGCUCGCACGGCCUGUCGUCUCUCCACGUGGAGACCGUGCAUUGCGGCGGGAGUCACGACAGCGUCAGCGGCGCCAGCAGCGCGCAUUCACGCGAGUUCAUCGUCGAGGCGUGGGCCCGCCACGCUGGCAGCUCCCUCCGCCAAGUGACCUUCACGCAGCAGAAGGCUGUCACCGCCGCCGGAUCUUCCACCGCGUCUUCCGCUGGCGGCUCCGCCGUCCCCAGCUGCACGGUUUACGCGGGCGGUCCGGACUUGAGCUGCCAUCUGCAGCAUCUCGCGUCGCAUUGCCCAAACCUCUCUUCUAUGCGCCUCGGUUCUUUCUCCCUCCCGCCCCAUUUCCUCCGCGGGAACUCCGCGUUCCCCCACCUGCGAGCGCUUUCGAUCGAAUGGACCAACCUGGCGGGCUCCACGCUCCAAUCGCUACUCGACGCGUGUCCCAAUCUCCGCCACCUCUCCAUCUUCAUGGCGGCAGGUCUCACCGCGCAAGCCGCCUCAUAUUCCGCUGGCCACUACGCUGCGCUUCAAGCCGCGGCGGCGGGACACCCCGCGGGGUUGUGCUUGCGCCUGCCCGCGCGAUUGGAGUCCAUCGAACUCGCGUACCUGCGUGUCUCCGCCGUCACGCUUAUCUGUAGCGAGGCUGACUGUACCGCGGACAAGGGCGUGCGCCGCGCUGGCGGCGGUGGCGUCGGGGGCGGCCUCCGCGAGGUGUCGAUUCGAGACAUGUUCCUCACCGCGCUCUCCCUCCCCAACGCGCGCGCGCUCGCGUCGCUCUCCGUCGCCACGGCCUCCGCGCUGCGCCUCUCCGCGCCCGCUUCCGCCGCCCUCUCGUCGCUCGAGGUCCGCGCGGGAAGCGUCCACUGGCCGUCGCUCGAGUCGCUCGUCGCGGGCGCAGGCGCGUCACUCAAGCACCUCGCGCUGGAUCUCUUCACCGUCGAGUGCUGCGGCUCCGGCGCUCCGCGCAGCGGCGCGGCGACCAAUAUCCCGCGGGACGCGACGCGUGGCGGUCUUGACGCGACGCGGGGAGUCACAGCCGCCACUACCGGCGCGGGAAGCGGGGGUCUCGAUCUGCUGAACCUGAAUUGGCUUACUAGCCAUUGCCCUAAUCUCUCCUCGCUCUCCCUGGGUCCGCUUCCUUGGGAAUGCCUGAUUCGCGGUGGCUGUCUCUCUGCUCCUGAAUGUUCGCCCAGCUCAGGUCCAGACGCGGGAGGUUCGGUGGAGGCUCGGGUGACGCUGGGUCGGGUCAUGAACCCGGUUGAUGUGGACGCUUGGCCGAGCCAGCUGGAGAAUCUUUCAGUGAAGCUUCGGGGAAGGAGCGGGGCUACACUACUUUGGAUCGGCACGUUUAUGCGGCAGUGUGCGGGUAGUUUGAAGAGUGUGAAGGUGGUUUGUUUAGAGGAUGAGGAUGAGGAUGACGAGGAGGAGGAAGAGGAAGAGGACGAGGAAUGGGAGGAUGAUGAGGAGGAAGUCAAUGAGGAUUGGAGUGAUUAUGGAAGCGAGAGAGAGGAGGAUGACGACCAGUUUCCAGAGGGAAUUGAGUCUGAGCACGAGGGAUCCGAGGAAGAGUGGGACGGGGGGGAAAGCGAGGGGCAUUCGGAGGUGUAUGAGGAGGAGUGGGGAGAGCUGCACAUGAGCAGCCGGAAUGUCGCGUAUCAAAGUGACGAAGAAUGGGACUCUGAAUGCGAGGAGGAAGAGGGAGACGAGCACUCGAACAACCACAGCGAUCAGCACGAGGCUCGCUGUCAGAUGCAGAGGCACCAAUGCCGGCAGCAGCAAUGCAGCCACCUGCCAGAGCUGCAAAGAGCACUUCAGAAUGUCCGUCCCGUCGCUCACGUGAUCUCCUCUCGCCUCCCUUACCCACGCGAUCACUUCUCCUUCCCCAUAGCCCUCCUAUUCGGCCGUCCAGUCACCCGCCCAUUCUGCCGUCCCGUCGUCCUCCCGUUCCGUUCCGUCGUCGUCGCCCUUCCAUGGCCCAUACCGUCGCCCCUCCCGUUCAUCCAUCCCGUCGCCCAACCCGUAGCGCAUCCUCUCUCCCAUCCCGUCGUUCCCCUCGUCGCCCUCGCCAACGCCCCGAAACUCCCUCCCGUCGCGCAUCCUCUCUCCCAUCCCGUCGCUCCCCUCGUCGCCCUCGCCAACGCCCCGAAACUCCCUCCCGUCGCGCAUCCUCUCUCCCAUCCCGUCGCUCCCCUCGUCGCCCUCGCCAACGCCCCAAAACUCCCUCCCGUCGCCCUUCCUCUCUCCCAUCCCGUCGCUCCCCUCGUCGCCCUCGCCAACGCCCCGAAACUCCCUCCCCUCGCCCUUCCUCUCUCUCCGUCACCCUUGCUCUCUCUCCGUCGCCCUUGCUCUCUCUCCGUCGCCCUUGCUCUCUCUCUGUCGCCCUUGCUUUCUCUCCGUCGCCCUUGCUCUCUCUCCGUCGCCCUUUCUCUCGCCCGUCGCCCGUUCUCAAUCUUUCGUCGCCUUUCCUCUCUCCCCUCCCAUCACCCACCUCGGCGCUUUCGCGUUCGCCCCGAAAUGCCUGCAAGUCGCCCUUCGUUUCUCCCCUCCCAUCUCCCAACACCCUACCAUUCCGCAAUUUUCGCUCAAUCAGCGCUCUCCGUGCGCUCUCGUUUCCUUCUACCUAUUCCUUUUUAUCUCUAA
Closterium sp. Naga37s-1 is the source of this 3360-nucleotide messenger RNA. The record is from the annotation of a GenBank genome assembly. Lineage: Eukaryota; Viridiplantae; Streptophyta; Zygnematophyceae; Desmidiales; Closteriaceae.